AUGGCUGUAGUGAGACCUGCUUGUCUGUCCGGCGUCAUUGGUCGCAAAAUGGCUUCAACACGCAGCAUGAAAGUGAAUCGACUGACGAGAUCUAUCUUAUUUACAUUCAUUUUCGCUAGCUCUGCAUCUGCAAUCUGGGGCUUAUCGUAUUCCAACCCUUCGCGCCAACAACCACUAGCACUCGAACACAAAGAGCAUCAAUCAAUAAUGGAUAAGAUCCUACCUGGUGUUGUCCAGUCACAGAAGACGGCUCCGGACGAUGAUAUGAGCUCGAAAGACAGCAGUAGCCCCAUAAUCGCAGAUGUGCUGCCCAAGACUAAAGGCAUCAAUAUCUUUGCACGGUUGACCCGUGACUUCGAGCCUAUCGCCUCUCGCCUUAACGAUGCAUCCAGGAAUUUCACAGUUCUCGCCCCGCGCAACAGUGCUAUUCAGGCUCUCCCACGGAAGCCUUGGGAGAAUCCAGAGGACUACAAGAAGUUUGGUGAAGUAGACGCAUAUGAGGGCCAGGAUGGUCAAGACCGGGCAAAGCAGAACCUGCAGCGGUUUGUCGAGGCUCAUCUCAUUCCUGCUAGUCCCUGGAGAGUCGGGGAGGAGGUUGAGACACUUGCAGGAGAGAAAGUGAAAUGGACAAAGGAGGGUGACAAGAUCUUCAUCCAGCCCGGCAAUAUUGAGGUUGAUUCGAUUGCGGAGAAGGUACAUAAUGGAGAAGUCUGGAUUCUGAAUGAGGUUAUGAAUUAUCGUCAAUAG
Penicillium bovifimosum is the source of this 747-nucleotide messenger RNA. RefSeq lists its product as uncharacterized. The transcript is spliced from 2 exons. The record is from RefSeq and is a predicted model, not a curated record. The coding region runs from base 1 to 747 and encodes 248 amino acids. NCBI's taxonomy places the organism in Eukaryota, Fungi, Ascomycota, Eurotiomycetes, Eurotiales, Aspergillaceae.